Molecule: messenger RNA, 1230 nt
Organism: Corylus avellana
Lineage: Eukaryota; Viridiplantae; Streptophyta; Magnoliopsida; Fagales; Betulaceae
Source: RefSeq, a predicted model, not a curated record
GAUCUCACCUCCCGAGGAUCCAAAGGGUUCGCAAAAUCAAAGCCCCGUCUGCCACCGUGGAUCAUACCCCCACCCCUCCAAAAAUCACAUCCAACGGCCCGAUCGCCUAGUACCGCAUAUCAGAAAGCGGUUGGCAAAUUCGUAGGCUUGCAUUUGCAAGAGAGAGACUACAGCAUAGAGAGUCGCGUAGAGAGAGAGAGAGGCGAUGGAGAAGGAGAGAGAGCAACAGGUUUACUUGGCGAGACUUGCAGAGCAAGCCGAGCGAUACGAUGAGAUGGUUGAAGCGAUGAAGACAGUUGCUAAAUUGGACGUGGAGUUGACAGUGGAGGAGAGGAACCUGGUGUCUGUUGGGUAUAAGAAUGUUAUUGGGGCAAGAAGGGCAUCAUGGCGGAUAUUGUCUUCUAUUGAACAGAAGGAGGAGGCCAGAGGGAACGAGCAGAAUGUGAAGAGGAUAAAGGAGUACAGGCAGAGGGUUGAAGAUGAGCUUGCAAAGAUCUGCCAUGACAUAUUAUCAGUCAUUGACAAGCACCUCCUUCCAUCUUCCUCAACAGGGGAGUCGACUGUUUUUUACUAUAAGAUGAAAGGAGAUUACUAUCGAUAUUUAGCUGAGUUUAAAGGGAGUGAUGAUCGUAAGGAAGCUGCGGAUCAGUCACUGAAGGCCUAUGAGGCCGCUACAAGUACUGCUUCUUCUGAUUUGCCUCCAACUCAUCCCAUCAGACUUGGAAUGGCUCUAAACUUUUCUGUUUUUUACUACGAGAUUUUGAACUCCCCUGAGAGGGCCUGCCACCUGGCUAAGCAAGCUUUUGAUGAGGCUAUUGCUGAACUUGACAGUCUCAACGAAGAAUCCUACAAGGACAGUACCCUUAUUAUGCAGCUACUUAGGGAUAAUCUCACGUUGUGGACUUCAGAUCUGCCAGAUGAGGGAGGUGAGCAACCGAAAACUGAUGAAACUCAAGCGGAGAGUUAGUUGGAGAGAGUAAUUCUUUGAACCUGGGUUCGAUGAAGGAGGAAUGAUAGGGUUUCCUGCCGGACUUAUCUCCUCACUAGCUGUAGGACUGAGAUUUGUGACUAUUGGCUUGUAUUAAUUAUUAUCUGGUAUUCUAAAUAUUACAAUAUCUGCUACAUUUGUGAUUGUUAUGGAUAUUCUAUUGGCAUGAUUUACCUUGUCAAAGUUGCCCAUUAUGAACUUGAGCCGCAGGCUAUUAGGCUGCCUCCUACCUUUUCUGCUUA